Cetraspora pellucida is the source of this 4340-nucleotide messenger RNA. NCBI's taxonomy places the organism in Eukaryota, Fungi, Glomeromycota, Glomeromycetes, Diversisporales, Gigasporaceae. The record is from the annotation of a GenBank genome assembly.
GAUACAUUAGCGAUUUGGAAUCAAGACUGAAAGGAAGUGAGGAACAAGUUGAAAAAUUCAGUAAAACUAUUGAAAGACUCGAAAAAAGGUUGGAAGAACGCGAAGCAGCAUACAUGGAAUUAGAAGAAAGAACGAAGAUUUCUCUAGAGGAAAAUCAAAAAUUAUUGGCCCAUGAAAUUCAAGAUAGAGAUCGAAGAAUCAUGAAACUUGAAAAGAAAGCUGAUGAUUUAGUACGCGAAUUGGAACUGCUAAGAAGACUUAGAUCUCAUGAAAAUGAGUUUCCUGAUUGUGGUCGGUCACUUUCUCCUACUUCUUUAGAAGAUUAUAUUAAAAAACCAGAACAAAUCAUUGUGGCCACAUUGGAAUCCAAAUUAUUGAAUUUACAAGAAACUCAUUCAAAAACAGUUACAGAGUAUUCAGAAAUUAAAUCAAAAUAUGAGGAAUGUCUGUAUGAAAUUCAUGAACUUCAACAGCAGCUAACGGAAGUAAAACUUCGUCAAACUGACAUCUUUGAUUCUGAUUCUAAAUCUUCCACUCCUUCAACUCCGACAUCACCUACAACACCAAUAACAUCAAAAUCUCGGUUUCACAACUUAAAACGUAAUAUUAAUUCAGAUCGAAUGUCUUUACCUCCAAUUUUAAAUUCAAUCGAACCCAGUAAUAAAGGUACUGCAUCUCCAAAACACGCUAACCAUCGUAGGGCUAAAUCUUUAACUGAAGAAAUUAAAGAUAAAGAGAAACGCGAUCAAACUCACGCUGAAAUAGUACAAAAAUUACAGCGCGAAUUAAAACAGCUUGAAUUACUUCAUCGAGACAAAUCACAAGGAUUAGAUGCUGUUAAACAAGAAUUCGCAAGGUUACAUUGUACUCAUCGCGAAGCUUUGGAGAUAGUUGAAGAAUUAAAAGAAGAAAUCAAAAGGCGCGAUGUUAUAGUACAGUCUGAUGAUAUAUCCGUUAUCGCUAGUGAAUAUACUGAUGGUGUUUGUAGUGCAGCAACUAGUGAAUUAGAUGAGCAUGAAAUUAGAGAAGUUGAACACAACGAUAAAAACCUUGAAAUUCAACUUAACGAAGCAAAAGAGUCUAUUUCCAUGAUUGCAGAUCCAACACAGAAAACUAUUGAUAUGCUCGAGGCAAAUCUUUUAGCUUUACAACAAGAAUUAUCUAGUAAAUCUGACUUAAUUGAGAAUUUAACCAGCGAAACAGAAUUAGUUGUAGAGUUACGAUCACGGCUUGAGACGCUAAAAUUAGACAUUAAUAGUAAACAUGAGCUCAUUGAAGCGAUGAAGAAAGAUUUAUCCGAUAAAAGUAUUAUACAACAAAAGCUCUUGGAAAAGGAAGCCGAAGCUACUGCUUUGAGACUCCAGCUUUCUGAAAUCAUGAAACGAGAAGAAGAAAUACAAACACAAAUAAAAGAACUUCACGAAACUGCACAAGUCCAAGAACAAGCACUCAUAGAAUUGAAUCUUUUAAAAAAAGAUUUUGGUGCGAAAAAUGAACUUAUAACUACUCUUGAAGGGGAACUUCAAGAAACCACUCAAGUCAAAGAACAAACACUCACGGAAUUAAAUCUUUUAAAAAAAGAUUUUGGCGCACAAAAGGAACUUGUAAUCACUCUAGAAGGAGAACUAAAGCAAGUGAGAGAGGAGUUAACUAAAUCUAAGCAAGACAAUCAAGAAGUUGCCAAGAAACUUGAAGAUUUAUCUAAACUACUAAGUGACACCUUGAAACAACGAGAUGAAGGAGAGAAUAGAAUUCAAGUUUUGGAAAUUCAACUUCAGGAAUUGUCCGCAUCAAACGAAGCUAACGAACAAGAGGCUUCUAUUCUUCGAGAAGAAUUAUUCAAUGCCAAACAUAAAAUGAACGCACAGAAUCAUCUUUUAGCAGAAUUAGGAACUCAAAUGAUGGCAGCAGAACAGGAACGUGACCAAUACUUUAAACGUGAAAAGGAAUUAAUCAUGGAGCUUGAGGCCAAAGAAACUGAACAAAAGGCGGCUAUUGCUACACUUGAAUCAAUUAUCUCCUCAUUGCAAGAAGAGCUUUUUGAAGCAAAAAAUUCAUCCCAGAUGGAUUUAGACACGAUAGCUAAACUUAGAGAUAGCCUUGCUACUGUAGAAUCACAGUUAAUCGAGGCAAAAAAGCAAGAUGAGAGUCGUUCAAAAGUUGUAAUUGGACUUGAAGUCAAGUUGAAAGAAACUAAUGCCGCUAUAUUAGAAAAGGAACAAUUGCUUUCCACUAAAGAUGCUCUUCUCAGAGAAUUAGAAGCUUCAACAGAGAAAGCCAAAAUUCAGCUUGAUAAUGCAAGAAUUUCAGAAGCCAUCGAAUGUGAACGUGUUAAUGAGCUUGAAGUUAAACUUUAUGGUAUUCAAACCAAACUCCGUGAAUGUGUAUCAUCUGAGCUUGUUAUGGAAUUAGAAGUUAAAGUAGUAAAUCCUGAUGGUGACUUAUCAACUAAAGCAGAAUAUGUCGAAUUGAAAGCUUCCUUAGUUAAAGUUAAAGCUGAACUUGAAGAAGCUAGGGCAGCAGCAGCAGAGCAAACCAAUCUCAUUAAGACUUUGGAACUUCAAAUUCAAGAGGCUGAAAAACGUCAUGAUGAAGCAAGUUCUAAAGUUAAAGAUGCUGCAGAAGAAAUUAAUAAGCUUAAAGAAAAAUGUAUAAAUUUACAAGCUGAACUUGACGAUGCAUACAAAGAUGCUUUAAUCCAUGGUUUCCAAAAAGUUGAUAUUUCCAUAGUCGAAGAUCUUAAUAAACAACUUAAGAAGGCACGUAAUGAAUCUAAAACAUAUCAGGAACGUGUUGAUAAAUUAGAAGAGAUGAAUCAAAAACUUGAAUCUGAUAAGAAAGGACAAGAAAAAGCCAACGAAGAACUUAUAAAACAGAUUGAAAGACUUCAAAAGGAACUAGAAUCUUUAGCUGGAGAUUUUGCUGAUUCUACAAUGAAAUAUGGAGAUACCGGAGAACUUUUGCAAAAGCAAAAGAAACAAAUUGAUGGACUAGAUAGUUCUCUCAUAGAAAUAAAGAAUUUGAGAGAGGUUUAUUCUUCACCAACAAGCGAGGCUUCGUUAAGAGAUACAAUUACAAGUCCUGCCCUCUCAAAAUUAUCUUCUACAAAUGAAAUUUUACGACAAACAAAUGAGAAUCUAAAUGCUAAAAUUCUCCAAGCUCAAUCUCGUAUGUCUGUUUUAACGCAGAAAAUAAAAUCACUUGAAAGUGAACUCAAAACACUUCAAUAUGUUAGUAAAGAUGAUGUUUCCGGAAAUUCCAUUUUGAGAUUUAAAGAAAAAAUACAAGAACUUGAAGCUGAAAAAGAAGGAUUAGAACAAGCUAACUUGGCAUUCUGUGAAGAACGAAAAAAACUUGACCAAAAAAUUGAUUCUUUACUACAACAAUUGCAAUCGGUGGGUGAAGGUGGAAAUGAGGCAGCUACACAACUUUCAGAGUUAAAUGUAAAGAUUUCUGAAUUAGAAAAUGAAGUUUCUUGUUUGAAACAAAAAUCUGUAGAAGAGCAUCAGGGAAUGGAAAAGGAAAUCACACGAUUGACUGAAGUUAACCAGAGGCUUGAAAAAGAAAUGACUCAAGUUGGACUUAAAUCGUUAAAAGGACCUUUAGGAAAUAUUUCACCACAUAUUGGUGCACGUUCUCAAAGUUUAGAUAAUUCUAUACAUUCUAAACUCUUAAGACAAGAAAGUACUAUUAUUCAACAAACUAGUUUAAUUAAAGCAUUACAAGAAAAAAUAAUUGAAUUAGAAUCACGUAGUGAUGAAGACUCAUUGCAUGAAAUAUCACUUGCUAGUGGAAUGUUUGCUACGGAUCUUGAUGCAGUUGGUGGAUUCCGACUUUCCACUAUGUCAGUAAUGUCAAAUGCCUCAGACGCGGCUAGGAAAAAACGACCAGGACACCCCCAACUUCAGGUUCAAGGUCGUCAACUCCUGGACCUUUCUAAUACACCAGCAGUAGAACUUACAGUGGAAAUACAUAAAUUACAUAGAAAGGUUGCAAAAAUGGAAGGGGAAAGCAUCGAACAUCGACAACUUGUUGAAACGUUGGAAAAUUCAUUAUCAGAAAACGAGACGAAUCUUCGUGUUGCAAAACAACAAUUACAAAUAUUACAACGUGAAAAAAUGGAUUUAGUGGAUCAGAUUAAACGACUGAGAUCACAAUUAGAUGAAACUACAGCACAAUAUGAAAAUGCAAAGUCAUCUGUGCAAGAAGAAAAGAAAGUUAUAGAAAUUGUUUUGGAAGAAGAAAGAAAGGCUAAAGAGAAGGCGGAGAUAGCAAGAAGACAACUAGAAAAUCGUAUGGAAGAGCUUAUGGCAAAGAAAAGCAAGUUCAUGUGUUUCUAA